CUGUGACUCAAGGCAUGCUGGAAUGUGAAUAAUUAAGUUUCUGUGGCCCAGUUGAACGGCGCUGAAGAUCGGACCAGAUGGAGGUAAAUCGUCGAUACCCUAUGCACUUUUUGGCACAAAAAGGAUUAUCUAGUUAAGUUAGUUAAUUGCUCAUGUAGUGGGAUUCAGGGGGACAACCAUGGGGCCAUCAGUGUGCAGCCCACAUUGUGCCCAAAGUGCAGGCUGUAUCCCAAGGGCUGCAUUAGGGGCCCACAGUAUGGGGCCCACAUGUAUUCUCCAUUUCACAACCCAAACAGGGCCCAAUUUUCAGCUCACAGUGACCCCAAAAAGACUUGUUUGCUGGGUAACUAUUUCAGGCAAUACAGUAAACUUGGACAUGGCAGCUCACUUAUUACAUGAUUUUUAUAAUCUCAAGAAAGCUUUUAAAUUUACAUGAACCUGUACUAAACUAUGCAAAUGACAUUUCAAGGCAUGCAAACGAAUGAAUGUGUAGCUGGUCGAUAUACCGUUACCGGUUAUACCCAACCUCAGCGGGGGUAACAACACGACAUUAAGCGUGACUCACAGAGGUGUCUAUGUCGCCGAUUAUAAAUCUUUUUAACUGUCAAAUAAAACAAUCAGUUACCAGUAAUACCUUAACUGGAAUAUGAAUAUAUUGUAAACAUUUUUAAGUCACUGCACCCUUUCCCCUUGUAAAGUUUAUGAAAUCUUGCCCGGCGAAGGCGAAGUCCCUGUUUCUCCCGUUAAAUCUCAGGACUUCCUCCUCCAGCUGCGGAGUCCGAUCACGCUCAAUGGCCGCAUCCUGCGUGCGAACGCGGGGGGCGAGUCUCCGAGUCGCCGGGACUCCGGGACCAGAGUCAUGGCUGAAGGCGGCAGCCACGCCGCAUAUUAACAUACUGGGGAGGAUUCUCCGCAUCAUCUGCCGUUAGCGAAAACUUCUGCGGCGGCGAAGGGAUAUAAAACGGCUGAAGAUCGUCCAUACUGGAUUACUGUCAAGGCGAGAAGGGAUACGGUGCCGCGGAGACAGUGUCUGAGCAGCUGUACAGCUUGCCAGGGAAUCACAUGCUCCAGUGGGAACCUGUCCAGGGAGCAGCAGACAGAAAAGGGGGAAGUAUCUCACUGCAGCUGCUCUUCAAGGCCUGCUGGGUCCCCAGGAGGAAAGCUUUUUAUUGCAUGAGGAUGAGAACAUUUUGCUCCUGAACCUUGGAUAAUCCAGUAAAGAAGGAGGGAGAAAACGGACAAACGGACAGUGCACUGGACGUAGAACCUUUCCUGUCCAGUUAGGAUAGAGGAGCACAAAUGCGUCUGUAUUGCCGCCGUAUGCCAUGCUGACCCUGGGGGCAGGAAGAGGAGGCCGAGGAGGAGUUGGGGAAGCAGGGACCUCUGGGCCUCCUUCCUCAGUAGGCAGACAUCUCAGCCAUGAUCCAGGAAUAAAUAUAAAAAAGAAGAUUUCCCAGUGGGAAGGUCGCAGCCAAUUAGAAGGGGAGCAGUGUUGUACCAGCAAGGGGCAAUGGGUCCCAGUGUCCCGAACUCUCUCUGGGGGCGUCCAUGGAAAUGAAGCGUGUUGCAAUAACAAGAGAUGUGAACCUUGGGCAAAGGCAUGCCUGGCCAAGGCCAAAAGCCUGGGGCUGGAUUUCAGGGAAGCCCAGGGAAGAGGUACAUGCAGAGUUAAUGGGAUGAUGGGUGCCCUGGAUGAUGUAGAAGAUCCUAAUUCUGUCUCUCAAACAACGGUAUGCGAGUCUGUGGAUCCCAGCAACUCCACAAUUGCCAAGGACAGCGAAGACAUCAGAGGGCUUGCAAAUGUGAAGCUGGCAGAUGAGGACCAGUGUCAUUCCCCACCCUUAGGUUUGGAUGACCCUGCGCUGAUGCUUCCUCCAGGCAGCUUCUAUAUAUCCCGGGGCUUCUGGUGUAAGUUGGAAGGGAGUGAUGUGGCCCAGAUCGGGAAGAGUCCACCACAGCCGCCCGUCAUUGAAACUGAGCACAGAGACACACACCCAGCAACCCCACCACCAAAGCCUCAGCGUACUUUUCAGUACAAGGGGGCCAAGACUGUCCCUGGAAGGCCACACCAAGCAGAGAAGUGGACUUCAUGCGCCAACCAAUCUCAGCUUAGCUGUCAGGUCAGCUGGUGUCCGCCAGACUGCCCACGUCCCCCUCGUCCCAUCUUCCAUGGCAGCAGCAUACCCAAGCACAAAAACAGGAAGUCUUUUGAGUUUGAGGAUGUCGUGCAGUUUACGGGACAGGGGACAGUGACAGACGAGCUUCAGCCAUCGGACAUAUACCAUGCUUUGUCGAAUGACAAUGUGUACGAGGACAUAAUACAGAAUUCAUAUGAGGACGUGAAGCUAUUUCCAAUGUGUCUGCCGCAUGGCCGCCCAGCCCAGAGAGACAGAUGCCGGACUCCCCAGCUUCCUCCCAAACCCUCUGUCCUGCUAGCUUCCCCUGAAAAAAUGGAGAAGAGGAGCAGCCAGAAGAAAGGGCCAGCAGGUAUGGCCACAGUCACGAUGUCCAGACCUGCUCCUAAACCGGCAGCGCCUAAGCACCGCUCAAGAACACAGCCACUAUCCCAGUAUGUGAACAAGAUCCAGGAAAUCUUCAACAUCAAGAGGGGAAGGAAGAGAUUGAGGAGUCAGGGGAGGAAUGGAUAUGACAGCACGGUCAGGGAAGAAACUAGUGGGACAGAUAGUGAUCCUGAAGACGACAGCACAGGUAGGCGACGGCGGUGUGUGCAUGUACAGUCCACACUGCGCAGGAGCCCGCGGUACAGCACACUGGAGCGAGACUUAAUCUGUCUACAGCAGCAGCAGCUCUUCCAGCUCUUUGCAGUGGUUUCACUGCGGAGGAGUUCCCCAGGGAACACAUACAGACCUGAGAUUACACAGCAGUUUCCCAAUAAGUUUGAGAAGUCAUCUCGUCAUUCUCGAGAAACUGAAGACAGGUUGAAGGCCAUUCCCAAGUUCUGCUUCCCCGACUCUCAGGACUGGCGGCCCUGCGGAGAGCUACCAAGUGAAACUUUUUCCUUCGUUCUGACUGGAGAAGAUGGAAGCCGAUGGUUUGGUUACUGUCGAAAGAUCCUGCCCAGUGGAAAGGGAAAGCGGCUUCCCGAAGUUCACUGUAUCGUCAGCAGGCUAGGGUGCUUCAACCUGUUUGCUAAGGUUCUGGAGGAGGUGGAGAGGCGGAGGGAGAUCUCGCCGGCGCUCGUUCAGCCGUUCAUGCGCAGCGUUAUGGAAGCACCCUUCCCUGCUCCUGGACGCACCAUCACUGUCAAGAGCUUCCUCCCUGGUUCUGGGAAUGAGGUGCUGACGCUGUGUCGGCCUGUGGAUUCACGCCUGGAGCACGUGCACUUCCAGAGCCUGCUGCAGUGCCUCAGUGUUGGUCACCUUCUGCAGGUGUUUGCCUCCCUGCUGCUGGAGAGGAGAGUGAUCUUCAUCGCAGACAAACUCAGCACUCUCUCACACUGUGCCCACGCUGCCCUGGCACUGUUGUACCCUUUCACCUGGCAGCACACGUUUGUGCCAGUGCUGCCUGCCAACAUGCUGGACAUCUGCUGCUCUCCCACACCCUUCCUGAUGGGGGUGCUGUUCUCUUCUCUGCCCCAGCUGUUGGACCUUCCCAUAGAGGAGGUAUUGAUCGUGGAUCUGUGCAUGGACAAGUUCGUCAGACAGUUGGGUGAUGAGGACUGCAUCCUGCCCAGCAAGCUGCAGGCUGCCCUGCAGCACAUUUUGGAGCACAGGCAACAAAUCAUGGGGCAGGCAGAAGGCGCCAGUGGAUCAGAUGAAGAGCAGACCCUGAACUCACUCAUAUCGGAAGCAUUUGUGCACUUCUUUGUGGAACUGGUGGGCCACUACAAAUCACACAUGAGCGAGGCCGCAGGCCGGGCGCGGGAGCUGCAGCGGGAAGCGUUCCGCAAGUCGCAUCCCUCGCGGGGGGCCCGCCAGUUUCUGCAGCUCUUCAUGGAGACACAGAUGUUUGCUGGCUUCAUCCAGGACCGGGAACUGCGCAAGGGCGGUGUGACGGGACUAUUUGAACUGAGGGCUGUGGAACAUCUGAACUCAAACCCACAGCCUGAGCCCACUGGAGUGAACAGGUUCAUCAAGGGACUGGGGAAUAAGAUGAAGUUUUUGCAGAAGAAGUAGAUUGGUGAUUUGGUUUGCGUGCCACAAUGAAGAGACUGACUGAACAGGCCUGCACUUCCAAUUCUCAGCAUGUGAUCCAGUUUCUCAGGUGCAGCCUGAGCUCAGCCACACAUGACCUGUAUGACUCGCCCUGAGCUUAGGGGGAGCUGUGAAUGACACCUGCUGAUAUGAGAAAAGCAGGACUUUGCACAUUCCCCUCAUAAAUCCAUUCAGCAUUGGUCCAGAUUUAAGUGAGCAGAAAGAAGAGGUGAAACAUGCUGGCAUGAAUUUUCUUCUAUGUCAUCUCAAAGCGCAGAUAAACUGGUAUUUUGUUGUACGGGAGAAGCAGGCCCCAGUCUGCAAUGCAUGUAUUCUCAGGCUACAAACAGUGCUGAAAAUGCCUUUGACUUUUAUUUUAUGUCACUGUUUAUGCCUUAAAGCUGCUAGCCUCAGUUAAAUUUUGCAACAUUGUCUUAAUAUGUACAUGCCUCAAAACUGAUGAAGCACAAACACUUUGUAAUUAAAAAAAAAAAUUUAUCUGCAGGUUGGUAAGCACAGCGACGCAGUGGGCUGAGGGCUUUAACUCCGCGGUCUGCAUCUGUGGACAGUUUGCAUGUUCUCCCUGUCCACACUGGUUUCAACUGAAUACUUCAGUUUACCGAAGUUAGGUUAGUGCAGUGGUCCUAAAGGUGGUCCCUGGACCAUUGGUGGUCUACGAGCGUCUGCUUGGUCUGUAGGCUCACAGUCAUCUCUCUUAAAGCUGUUUAGGACAAAGGAAAGAAAAAAAGUAUUUUACAGAAGUCUGAAUUAUUGUGGACUAGUUCUUUCUUUUUCCGCCGGUGCCAAUUUAUUGUGUUUUACAUUUAUGCACCAAACAUUAAAUGAUGUCACACAUUUAGAACAAGAUGGUCAGUUUGCUGGUGGCAUCCUUGCAACUCUGCAAUAACCCGUGAUGUGAUCUAGUGGUUCUGCUGUUUGUUUUGAUGCAUGAGUGUGAUUCAACCGUUGCACUUACUAUUGUUAAUACCAUUUUGUAAAUCCAUAUUAUAUUGUGAAUAAAGUUUUUGUUUAUAAUA
Molecule: messenger RNA, 5191 nt
Organism: Paramormyrops kingsleyae
Lineage: Eukaryota; Metazoa; Chordata; Actinopteri; Osteoglossiformes; Mormyridae
Gene: dennd2c
Product: DENN/MADD domain containing 2C
Source: RefSeq, a predicted model, not a curated record